This is a messenger RNA of Periophthalmus magnuspinnatus, 2868 nucleotides long. It is a transcript of the gene tut1, whose product is annotated as terminal uridylyl transferase 1, U6 snRNA-specific. The transcript is spliced from 10 exons. The record is from RefSeq and is a predicted model, not a curated record. Lineage: Eukaryota; Metazoa; Chordata; Actinopteri; Gobiiformes; Gobiidae. Gene Ontology annotation, molecular function: poly(A) RNA polymerase activity; RNA binding. Gene Ontology annotation, cellular component: mitochondrion. Bases 50 to 2470 code for a protein of 806 amino acids.
AGGGACAUUUCAGCAAACUGCAGACGCGGGAUGCAGUUUGGACUGGCGCAUGUUGAGCACAAGAACAGGACUCUGCGACUUCAGUUUAGUGUUUAAGAGUUCUCUGUAUAUGUCCGUAUCAAUGGAGGCGGAUAUUAAAACGACACCUAAAGGCUUUCAAUGCUCUUUGUGCAAUGUCAAUAUACCAAACCAGCCCAGCCUGGAGCAGCAUGUGAAAGGGCGCAAACACCAGACGCUCAGCACUGUGCGCUGCACCAGGAAGUCCCAGGAGGAGCGCAGUGUGUUUGUGAGCGGUCUGAAGCCGAACAUCUCCAACACUGACCUAGCUGAGUACUUCCAUCGCUUUGGUCCAGUCGUAGAUGUCAUAAUGGAUAAAAACAAGGGGGUGUAUGCCAUUGUCCAGUUUGAUGAGAUUGAUGGCAUGAAUACUGCUUUAUCAUGUGUCGAACAUCGACUGAAAGGCCUGAAGCUCCGUGUCAAACCCAGAGAAAAGAAGGAAUUUAAGUUGAUACCCAAAAAGAAAAAUGACUUCCAGAACCUGCAAGAAGUUUUUGACCGACUCAAGCCUGAGCUCUGUCAGCUGGGAUCUGUAAACGCACAGAUUCUGUACAUGGUAGAGCGUUUUCAGCUUGGAGACAAUGAAAAGAAAGCCAGAAGUUUAGUAAUCCAACUACUGCAAGAGGUCUUUGUUGAGUUCUUCCCAGACAGCAAAAUUAUACCUUUUGGAUCUUCUGUCAACACUUUUGGUAUCCACUCUUGUGAUUUGGACCUGUUUUUAGACUUGGAAAACACCAAGGUCUUCCAAGCUCAUGCCAAAGCCAACUUUGAACAGGCUGGGGAGGGCAUGUCAGAUGAUGGCCGUUCAGAAGACUCCAUAUUGUCUGACAUUGACCUGUCCACAGCAUCUGCUGCUGAAGUUCUGGACUUAGUAGCCACUAUCUUGAAGCGUUGUGUUCCCAAUGUGGACAAAGUUCACGUGGUUAGCACGGCCCGGCUUCCUGUGGUCAAGUUUCACCACAAAGAGCUCAACCUGCAUGGAGACAUCACCCUUAACAACAGACUGGCAGUGAGAAACACACGCUUCCUUCAGCUGUGUUCUGGAGCAGAGGAGAGAUUGAGGCAUCUGGUCUACACUGUGCGACUGUGGGCCAAGCAGAAGCAGCUGGCUGGUAACCCAAGUGGAGGAGGCCCUCUACUCAACAACUAUGCUCUGACACUUUUGGUAAUUUUCUACCUGCAGAACUGUGACCCUCCAGUCCUGCCCACAGUAGACCAGCUCAAACACAUGGCCUGUGAGGAGGAGGAGUGUGUGAUUGAGGAUUGGGACUGUACUUUCCCCACUCAAGCCAUUGCUGUGCCUGCAAGCAAAAACACUCAAGACCUUUGUGGGCUACUUGCUGGCUUCUUCAGCUUCUAUGCCAAGUUCGAAUUUACCACAAGUGUCAUUUCCCUCAGAACUGGACAGUCUGUGCCAACUGAAACUUUUCUGAAAAAAGCAGAUGAAGCCAUGCAAGAGGAUUCAACCUCUAAGCAUCAUCACGGCGGACCCAAAAUUGGCCCUAUGAAUAUCUUGGACCCUUUUGAGCUUUCUCACAAUGUAGCCGGGAACCUAAAUGACCGCAUAGCCCGCAGCUUUCAGAAGGAGUGCCAGGAGGCGGAGAAAUAUUGCCGCAGCUUGCAGUACCAGAGCAAAUCCAGCAAAGGGAAGUCAUGGGGGCUGGUGCGCCUGCUCACCCCACACGGGGAGGUGCAGCAGGCCCGGGCCGAGCUCUUCACAAUCAGUAUUCCCUUCAAAUCAGACGUGCUCCCAGAAGACCUCCGUAAUCAACAGCACAUAGCCAAGGAAGCCUUCUCUUUACUGUGGUUUCAGAGAGUUUGUGCUGUCAUUGAGAGCAUUUUCCAGAACGUUCUCAAAUGUCAGCUUGUCUCUGCUCCGGAGGUAUUUGAUGCAGGUGAAGAUAUGGACUCUCAGAACUCUUCUCUGGAUGACAGCGGUUUCAGCGUGGACUCUUCCCUUGAGUUUGGGCCAAACAUCGGAGUCAAAAGGCCGCUGUCAUCUGGCAGCGAUGACUCGGUGUCACCUCACGGCAAGAAGCCAAGGUUGUCCAAAAGGGGACGCACCACACUGUCUCCUUGGCUGUGGGAGCAGAGGCACGUGGUGUGGGCAGGGAGGAGGAAAGUGAGGCGAGAGCUGAUCAAAGACUCUGAGGCUAAAGCAGAGGGCAGCUGUGUGGCUCUAGAGACACAGGUCACGUCUCAUAUCACUGAGAAGGAGCCGGAGCUUAAAGAGGUGCUGCAGUUCAAACUGCAGCCUCAGGUAGUGGGGGCGACAGAGAGUACAAGCACACUGCUAAAGUUUCAGCCCAUCCAAGACUCGGUUGGAGUCUUUCAAGACUUCUUCCAUUUUCUUGAAGUGUUUCUGCCCAAGAUGGUAGAGACAAUGCUUCUGAAAAGAAUGGAUAAUGCCUAAAUGUUUACCUGUUGUUGUCAAUGUUGAAGUUUAGGCUGUAUUUGUACUCCUUAAGUAGCUCUAUUGCAGCUAGAUCGUGUCCCUAAAAUUUUGUCAUAAGUAUUUUUCUAAUCCUACCUAUACGUGUUUGUAUUGAGAGAUGAGGCUUAAUAUUGGUUUAUAUGUAUAAUAUUGAUAUCUAGAAUGGCUUAAAUUCAGUUUGUUUUAUGAUUAAAAAGCCCAUUUUAUGUUUUUAGUUUUGUUAACAUAGUGCUCCUCUGUGACAUUUCUGGGGGACUGUGUUUCUAGUUGCCGAUUCAUUCAUUUUGGAUCACAUGACAAAGAGCUUGUCAAACACUACCAGUCUCUGACCACUGAUGUUUUAAAUAAAAGUCCUGGUUGUGCUUUGACAGCUGCAG